Alternaria arbusti is the source of this 1749-nucleotide messenger RNA. RefSeq lists its product as uncharacterized. Lineage: Eukaryota; Fungi; Ascomycota; Dothideomycetes; Pleosporales; Pleosporaceae. The transcript has 2 exons. Bases 1 to 1749 code for a protein of 582 amino acids. The record is from RefSeq and is a predicted model, not a curated record.
AUGGAUGACGGUUUCCGACAGCCUGCCAAACUUCAAAAGCGAAAGAGUCGCGAACGACAGGAGCUUGAGCAGAUGACCGGUGGCUUGAGUGGUCAACCCGCAGCCAAUUCCUCGCAACCCAUGUCCGGCUCCGACAACAUGACGUCGGCUGAGAAGGAGAAGCGAUCGAAAUGGCGCAUGUCCAAUCCAUUCUCUUCCAAAGAGAAGGCAUCGAAAGAUAGUCUUAACCCUACUCACAGAGAGGAAGAAAAGGAAAAGGCGCGCAGGGAUGCCGACUCGGCGUAUUACAGUAGCGAGCGCAGCAGCGCAGAUCCGAGCUUCAAGAACCAAGCUCGUCCCAUCUCCGGUGAACAGUACAACCAUCCACCUACGAACAACCAAGCACCUCCCGCUCAUACUACACCACCGAACGGGCAACACCAAAAUACCCUUGCGCCCCCUCAGCACACGCAACAAACGCUUCAGAGUCGUUCGAGCCAUGAAGAUGUGGGCAGAGAGACAUAUCGCGAUGCUGGUUCAGGGAACAUCGUCACCGUCACAACGACCACCACAACGACGACGACCACUACAACCGGCCCAGGUGGCUCCACCACUGUAGAGCAGCCCCGCGACAGCGUUGCUCCGUCCGAGCAAAGCGUACACACUUCUGGUCCCAGCCCACCACAGCCAGCUCCUCCUCAGCCGGACAACCACUACCAUCAAGGACCCGGUCUUUCAGCCCAGUCUGCUAUACCUCAAAACAUCACUCCGCCAGUGCCUAUGAGCAACAACCAGCCAGGCAACAGACUAUCUCCACAAGUCUCCAACACCGACGGCCCUUCGUCUCCACCCAUCCCAGCGAAGAACAACAUACGGCAUAGGGUAGAGCUGGACUCGGUGUCGCCUGGAGUUCAGAGGCCGAACCCGAUGGAAGAAGUUGUCAGCCCAGUCACUCCCAGCAGCCCGAACCGUGCGAACUUCUCCUACCCUGCGAGAGCACCACCUCAAGGAGUUCCACGACAGGUGCCUGGGAAUGGCAUCCAUCCAGACCACCAGCGGAUGGACUCUCAACAACAUCAGGAUGGCAUUCCACCCGUACCUCCAGUUCCGGGACAACAGCAACCGCCACGGCGAUCGAGCAUCCCUCAAAUGCCCGCAUACCAACAGCAGCAGUCCGGCAUGCCGCCCGUACCGAACCAGCAGCCAUUCAGCAUACCCCCUAGCCUACAGUCCGGCAUCAACACCAACAACGUCAAUGAUUCAGACCGCCCGGUUCCAUACCGCGCUGGCCAUGAUCUGAACAAGCAGAGCACGAUGGCAAACCUCAAGGCAGCAGCAGCGGGUAUCCACGGCGCAGGAGAAACCCUCCGCGGAACCUUCAACGACACAUUCGACCGCCGCAACCCCGCCGCGCACGCCAAAAACCAAGCCGUCAUCGACAAAGGCCGCUCGGAAAUCGAAGCCGCACGCGCCCGCCAAUACGCUGCCCAACAACAACAGCAGCAACAACAACAACCACACAUGGGGAACCAUACAUCGGUGUCACACCCGCAGUCACAAGGACCUACGAUUGGAGCUGCACCACCCCCUCCUUCUCAGUCGGGUGUAGGGCAGUCAGCGGUACCGGGCAAGACGGCGUAUCAAGGGCCGCCGGUGUCUGGAUCGCAGAUUGAAGGGAGGAGUGGUGGAGGUGGGAAGUUGAGUAAUAUUAUGAAGAAGAUGAAGGAGGGGCCUACGCCGAGGCAGGAUGGGGCUGCGAGUCACUCUUAA